CCUACGUUCGUGGUCCUAAUCGACUGUCGCGCGACAAAGUCGCUCGUAGCUGAGUCGCUGCAUCGUGUACGUUUUAUUCGCGCUAAUUUCUCAAGACUCUUUCGCAACGUUUUCUUUUGUUCUACGUUUUCAGGUGCUGGUCGAUUGCAAUUAUCUUAUCAUAGUUUUUACUUACUACAAAAAUUGUUACAUUUUGUUUGACAUGCUCCUGUAGAACUCAGAGAGUAGAAUCCGAAAAUGCUAGAGGCGUGGAAUCCACUGGUUCAUGAGGUAAGCGUUUUUACUGUACAUAGAGGGGCACCGACCCCCUCUGUACACUUCUCGAAAAUAUACCCCAAAGCAACUCUGUUAAUUCGAAAUAUCGAAGUUUUCAAAAGUAGGUGUAUAACAAAGUAAAAGUAGUACGUAAUGUACUCCACCACCUACGAGAAUCUGUUUUACCGACAGGGUAUGUAUUCAAGCCAAUAUGGCGUCAAUAUGCCCACUUUUAACUGCUCCUAACCACUCGUAACUUCUGUACCAGUGGAUUCCUCGCAUUAAGACUAGCAUUUUCGGAUUCUACUCGUCGAAAUCUACAGGAUUAUGUAAAACAAACUCAACAAUUAUUGAUCUCCCGAAACAAAGUUCUUCCAUUUUUCAUAUUUAUUUUUGAGUUUGAAUAUAAAGCAAGAUGCCUUUGACGAAGUUACAAUUGUUUUUCUUACUGGAGAAUAAUUACUAUAAAUAUAAAGUAUUAUCAAAAAUACGCAAGAAGAGGCGUCAACCGGUGGAAGAAAUUUACAAAGACAGAAUACAGUUCGAUGAAUUUCACCAGCUAUACUCUCAAUUACUAGACAACGAUCAUUUAUUUUACCAAUUCACACGAAUGAAAAGAAACACUUUCAAUUACAUUUUAGAAAAGAUUAGAGAAAAGUGUUCUCGUAAGACAACAAAUUUUAAAAAGCCAAUUUCGGUGGAGGAAAGACUUAUUGUCACGUUAAGGUACUUGGCAACAGGAUUAGCAUUCAGACAAAUAGCAUUAACGUUUAAAAUUUCAAAAAGUGCCGUUUCAGCUAUCGUUGUCGAAGUUUGUAUGGCCAUUUGGGAAGCACUACACGUUAAGCACAUGAGUGUACCUAAUGUUGAGAAAUUCGAAGUGAUUGCGAAUGAAUUUUACAAGAAAUGGAAUUUCCCCCACUGCUUAGGUUGUAUUGAUGGGAAACACAUAAGAGUUAAACGUCUUUAUUCUAUCGUUCUGAUGGCGGUAGUAGAUGCCAAUUACAAAUUUAUAAUGGUCGAUCUUGGUCCAUACAGAGAGGACAGCGAUGGGGGUGUCUUUGGCAAUUCGCAAAUAUUUUCUGAAUUGGAAAAUGGUAAUUUAAAGUUGCCUUCCAGUCGACGAUUGCCCAAUUGGAGCGUAGAAGCACCUUUCGUGUUUGUUGGCGACGAGGCGUUUCCCCUUAAGCAGUAUUUAAUGAAACCAUUUCCGGCUAGGCAAGCAGCAGAUUGCAACGAGAAGUUACAAUUUAAUUAUCGUUUAUCGCGGACAAGAACGGUAGCUAAAUGCGCGUUCGGAAUCAGCGCGACGAAAUUCCGCAUUUUGUUAAAACCGAUUGAAACAAAAGUUGAAAAUGCUGUAUCUAUCGUCAAAACAUGCUGUCUGUUACAUAAUAUAACAAUUGAUUUGGAAAACGACAAGUUCAGUUACAGUAAUAUCGAGAAUUCUUAUUUAAAGUUGAACCACUUAUCUCACUCCAGAAGAAAUAACAGAUCAACGAACGCAGCGUUAGAAUAUUGUUAGUACAAAUUUAACAGCGCUUUGCUACGUUCGUUUGUUUGAAAGUGUCCGGAACUAUUCGCGAAACAACGUAAUUGGUCGUAAUUCGUCCAGUGGUCGCUUGAGAAAGUCGUGUGUAUUGGAUUAACAG
Messenger RNA from Hylaeus anthracinus, 1907 nucleotides. RefSeq lists its product as uncharacterized. Bases 671 to 1780 code for a protein of 369 amino acids. Lineage: Eukaryota; Metazoa; Arthropoda; Insecta; Hymenoptera; Colletidae. The transcript has 3 exons. The record is from RefSeq and is a predicted model, not a curated record.